AUGCUGGUUUACGUAGUUCUACAGCGCGACGCGGCGGUGGCACCCAACGGCACUGUUCACGCGCUCCUCCUCCCCUCCGCCGACGGCGAGUGGGAGGAGCUCUCCGUCGGCCCGUCGCAGUUCGCGGGCGCCGGCUUUGGCGUCUUCCCGCGGAGCACGGCGCGGCUCGACUGGGGUGCGCUCGAGACGCCGGUGCUGAUGCCGUAUUUGGGGCUCGAGACGGUGGUGCAGGAUGCGCACCUCCUCAAGCUCCUCCUCCGCGUGCUCCAGGGAAACUUUGUCCCGCUGACGGCGGGCGAGGUGGCGGCGGCGGGAGGGGGGCAGCUCGUGGCGGACGGCCUGUGCGCAGUUUGCUACCUGCUGAGCGAGGAGGUGCAGGCCGACCCGCAUCUGCCGGCGGAGACUGUUGGCGGAGACUGUUGGCUGGGUCUCGGCGAUAGGCAGCACCAGCACGCCGACCGCAACUUGGCGACGCACGUGGCGCACGUGUGGCGCAAGGAGGAGGGGUACGUCCUCAUCAACGCGCACCCCGCCUUUGCCGAGCCCGUCUCGCUUGUCGGCAUGAUCAACGAGCCGCCCGCCGGCGAGGCGCCGACGACGCGCAUGAUCCAGGCGUACGCGCGGCUGCUCGACGACGCAGACCCGCUGCUCGCCGCGCGAGGGCUGCGCCAGCCUGACGGCGCGCGAGAGGCGUGGGUGGCGCACACGCUGCCGCCGCAGGGCGCCGCGCCGCCGCCGAGAGGCGUCCCCCACUCGCUGAGCGAGCGGAUGGUCCUCUAUUGCACCACGCGCAAGGCUUAUCGCGAGGGCAGCGAGAUCAGCGUCGACUACGGCGUCUCGUAUUCGCGAGACUACGCCUCCUCAAAACACCGCGCCACGCCGGCGCUCUACAAGGUGCCGUCGGACGAGAUGUGCCCGCGCGAUUGUGCGCGCGCGCGCUGGCCGCAGCUGCCGGGCUGGCACAACCCGGACAUGCAGCCGCGUCGCCGGCCGCUCUUCCGCAAGGACGCGUCGUGCGGUGGCGCCAUCCUCGUCUGCCCGGACGACCCCGCGCUCGUGCGGAGGCGCAAGCAGGCGCUCGGGAUUGACGACGAGGCUGCGGCAGAGCCGCUCGGGACGCCGCCAAAGCAGCGGCUGCCGCCCGCGCCGCCGAGCAUCGCCACGGUAUUUGCGAAGCGCAAGCGUGUCGCCUAACGCCGCUCCUCUCGUCGCGCGCUGCCCCAUAGCGCGUGCAGGCCACGGGUGGUGGACCCGUUUUGCUGGAAGUUGCUCGGCAGCCCAUAGCGCAUAGGCGUAAAGAGUAGCCCUCGAUGGAGUCCCUCUCGUUGAGGUCGCUGCUGCUCGCUCUUACUUGCUGGUCUCUCCACCAACGACACCGGACACCGCCAGAGUAUAUUAUUUUGUCCAAUGCACAUGACAUGAGCUGC
Messenger RNA from Emiliania huxleyi CCMP1516, 1427 nucleotides. RefSeq lists its product as hypothetical. The transcript has 11 exons. Lineage: Eukaryota; Haptophyta; Isochrysidales; Noelaerhabdaceae. The record is from RefSeq and is a predicted model, not a curated record. Bases 1 to 1194 code for a protein of 397 amino acids.